Saxophila tyrrhenica is the source of this 504-nucleotide messenger RNA. RefSeq lists its product as uncharacterized. Bases 1 to 504 code for a protein of 167 amino acids. The record is from RefSeq and is a predicted model, not a curated record. Lineage: Eukaryota; Fungi; Ascomycota; Dothideomycetes; Mycosphaerellales; Extremaceae. The transcript is spliced from 2 exons.
AUGAAGUCCAAUGGCAGUGCUCGCUCCUUCAACCAGGACCACUUCAUCCUCACAGCACAUCGUAUGGCGAAAGAAUGGUCCACUCCCCUUUCCGACCUCUCCCACGCGGACUUCUUGAAGAUCUACUCCAAGGACGUGGACUGGUUCGACCAUGCGUUCCUCAUCCACCGCAAGGGCCACGUCGGAGUCGAGAUGCUCCGAGAACGCUGGCUCACGACGAACCAGCCGUACUCCGUGACCGUUACGGACGUUCAUCCAACGACCAACGGCGCGAUCAUGGAAGGCUUCGCGGAAGGCGUGUUUGCGAAGGCGCUGUACAGCAUCCAACCGACCGGCAAAGCUUUUACCUAUGCGUUGAUGAUCCGGCUCCAGUUCGAUGAACGCACGGGCUUGAUCCAGAGGGUGGACGAGUAUUACACCAGGAAUUGGGAUUCAUCGGUGCCGACCGCAAGGUACAAAGUGGAUGAUAGCAGGGCAAAUGCAGAAGGGCUGCCGUCUUCGUAG